Cryptococcus deneoformans JEC21 is the source of this 782-nucleotide messenger RNA. Its product is annotated as sterol-binding protein. The transcript has 10 exons. Lineage: Eukaryota; Fungi; Basidiomycota; Tremellomycetes; Tremellales; Cryptococcaceae. Bases 123 to 503 code for a protein of 126 amino acids. Gene Ontology annotation, cellular component: cytosol. The record is from RefSeq and is a predicted model, not a curated record.
UUACAUGUCAAUUGAGUUAGUUGGCUUCAUAUUGCAGCCAUCGACCGUACAGCAUACAACUCCUGGGAACUGUAUAACUACCCUUACGUAGGAUUCCAACAGCUUAUACCACUCUAAGCAUCAUGUCGGACCUCACUGAACCUGGUUUCAAGACCAGCGACGUUCUUCUGUCCCUGGCUUCUGUUUUUGAGAAGAUGCCUGAUGACGAAAAGAAGAGUCAAAUUAAGAAGACAAAUGGAGUCUUUCAGCUCAAUGUGAAGAACAGCCAAGGGAAAGAAGCUGUCUGGGCCAUUGACUUGAAGAACGAAGGCAAGGUUACGAAAGGUCCGGCCAAACGACCCGAUGUCUCAAUUGCUCUAAGUGAUGACACCUUCAUUGGCCUAGCAGAUGGUAAAGUGAAUGCACAAAAAGCCUUCAUGACUGGCGGUUUGAAGGUUAAGGGUAACAUUAUGCUUGCCACUAAGCUCGAUGGCGUGCUAAAGAAUGCCAAAGCGAAGCUGUAAAUAGUAGAUUUGUCUGGUGGGUUAGUAUUUGUACAUGAGUGCAUAACAAAAGCUGUAGCCAGAUGUGAGGCUUUUGCAAUUGUGCUUGAGGCAGUACCUCUCCAUGCCUGCCUGGGGAAAUGGUUAACCAUCUUGUGUAUUAGUAUUCAGUUGUUAUUUCAUUUCGCUGUACAAGUAUGAUCCGCGAAAUCAGUUGUUUUCUUAUUAAAACAGGCAUUUUAAGUUGCUGAUCUUUGGAAUAUCUCCCAGAGCACAGUUGCAUAUAGAUGUCUGUUAUGU